Patella vulgata (common limpet) is the source of this 870-nucleotide messenger RNA. RefSeq lists its product as uncharacterized. NCBI's taxonomy places the organism in Eukaryota, Metazoa, Mollusca, Gastropoda, Patellidae. The record is from RefSeq and is a predicted model, not a curated record. Bases 144 to 773 code for a protein of 209 amino acids. The transcript is spliced from 5 exons.
GUAGGCUGGUUCCAGUUUUAUGCCAAAACCAGACAGAAAUAAAUAGGCCUACAGAUUUGUCUUCGAGUAUCCCGUCUUAUACUGAUCUACUUCAUUUGACUACCGUCGAACUAGAAGAUCUAUUCACAAGCUAUCUGGAGAAAAUGCAAUAUGAUUGUAAGAAAAUAGUUCGUUAUGGUAAUACAGGUGACGGGGGCUGGGAUAUUUGUGAAGAUCCAUUUUACAUGCCCUCAACAAAUAGCAUUGUGUACUCUUUUGGAAUUGCUAAAGAUUUCAGUUUUGAUGAUGCCAUUUCCAAGCGUAGACAUAUCAGGGUACAUUCAUUUGAUCCAACGAAUAAUAUGUCGGAUCACCAAAGAAGUGAUCUAAUCACAUUCCACGCUCUUGGUAUUGCUCAUUAUACUGGUAUUUCACCUAAAGGCUGGAAGAUGGCAAGUUUAACAGACAUAAAAACACGACUAGGACACAAACAAGAAACAGUUGAAAUUGUGAAGAUAGACAUAGAAGAAUCAGAGUGGACAAUUUUACCAGAAAUCAUAUUUUCUGAAUCACUGACAGGCACAAAACAGCUUUUGAUGGAAUGGCACAUUUAUAAAGACGAAAAAAGAAAGAAAACAAUAAUUACACAUGCGUUGCAAAUAUUACGUCAUCUGUAUCGAAUAGGUUUUAGGUUAUUUAAAUUACAUUAUAAUCCAUUAUGUAGCAAACACCCUAAGGCUUAUUAUAGAUAUUGUCCAGAGAUAUAUUUUGUAAAUAUUAACAAACAUAUUUAACGUUUGCAGAAAAAUAACGUAUUCGUAAUGAAAACGCACGGCUCAAAUACCUAAACAUAUGUUACGAAUUAUAAUAAUAUUUAUUUAUUCAGUAUGC